Pieris napi is the source of this 2840-nucleotide messenger RNA. RefSeq lists its product as uncharacterized. Lineage: Eukaryota; Metazoa; Arthropoda; Insecta; Lepidoptera; Pieridae. The coding region runs from base 294 to 1859 and encodes 521 amino acids. Gene Ontology annotation, cellular component: ciliary transition zone. Gene Ontology annotation, biological process: cilium assembly. The record is from RefSeq and is a predicted model, not a curated record. The transcript has 6 exons.
CGUCGAAAGAAAUGCUUCUGAAAAGCGCCAACUGCACGACGCCUUUGGAAUGACGUCAUUAUGACGUCAGAAAGUUAACUGUUGACAUUUAACAUUUAGAAUUUUGAAUUCUAUUUCUAUGAUAGAUUUAGGUGGUUUGUUUUUAUUUUAUAUGUUCUAUGAAUUUUAUAAAUAUUAAAUUUUUGCGAUUUUAAAAGGUAAACAUGGUACUUCGUCUAAUUAUAUCUCAAGUUAAUAAUAUCCUUUUACGUCUACGCGAUUUUUAAUUUGUAAGCUUCCGCUUUUGUUGUAUCAUGAAGCCAGGAAAAGGUUCGGAAUCCCGAGAAGAAAUAGCUGAAGUCCACUCUACCGCCCGUUCUCCUUCUCCAAAGCACAAAGGUAAAACUAGAUCACGCAGUAGAUCCGGCUCCCGAAAGUUAUCAAACGGUCAUGCUUCUGCUGAAUCAGGAGAGAAUCAGGCGGAGCAAGUUUCUGAAAAGGCUAAAAUAAGAGAGAUCUGGACAAAAUCUGAACAAGAAUCACUGGACACCGAGUUACCGAUACAUGAUCAAAUUAAAAGGGGUAUAUUGGGCUUUGUGGAGAAGGAGAUAAAGAAAACUGACAAACCACCGUCUUUUGUUUUUUAUUCGCAUGAUCCAAAUGGUCUAGAGGAUAAAUUUAUGAAGAAUCUGUCAAGACCAUCAAGUAGUCAUAAAGAGAAGCGUAGUCCAUCCUAUAGAAAGAAGAAAAGGCAUUCCUCGAGGCAUAGAGACAAAGAUUUGCAUGAUUUUGAAGUGCCCGGUUCUAGUCUUAUUGCUUUAGAGAAGGUUGAUGAUUAUCUGAAAGAAUAUAACAAAGAUGAAGUUGUUACAUUGAGUGGUGAAUUAGAUAUAGAAGCUCACGAUGUUGAGAAUAAUAAUGGGUCAAGUAGAGAAUUACGUCAUAAAUCAAGAAAGACAAGACGAAAAGCUCGAGAAGAACGGCAUGAUAAUUCUAAUGGGAGAAAUGUCAGUCCAAAAGUUUUUAAGACUGCAAAUAAAAGUAAAUCAAGUAAACCUGCGCGUCCUGCAGAUCUAACUACUAUGCUAGAAAGCAUUCAAGCCAGUGUCCCGUAUCAUGAUCAAUACAUUGACAAUCCAUUCUCGUCACCAUCGCCGCUAACUUCACCAAAUGAUGACAGGUUAGGCCUCUCUCAUAGGCCUGAAAAGAUUUAUCUUCAAGGAGGUGGAUCAUUUAGAGUUGUAUCUAGAGAAAGGAUAAUGGAGUCACAACAAUCUAAAGAGGAGGAGCGAUAUGCAAGACUAGGUGAUCCAACUCCACUGGAUGUAGCACUAACAGUCCAAAAAGCAUGGCGUGCCUUUGCCGGUGCCUGUCAUGGGGUACUUGGAGGGCUAUCUCUGAUGCAUUUGCUCCUCAUCAGCUAUUCGGACAGCCUGGAUGCUGGGCAUUUAUCUUUCCAUGCCGUGGUCACAAUGCCAUAUGUUGCAGCAUAUUAUUUCUUCUGUGUACUCUGCUUGGUGUCUGUUUUGGAUCGCUUAGAUAUUACCAAUAUAGACACGACACGUGGCCUACAACCUUGGUUCCAGCCAAUCGUAUUAGUGAUAUUGUAUAGUGCUUGUCUCCUGGUCUGUUCUGUUGCAAGAAUCUAUGAUGAGCUGAUGGUCUACCAGUAUGCUCCACUGGUGGGAAAUAUUACUGGAAAUGUAACUAUGCCAACAAUACCAACGUUUUACCACACAUGGACACACUUCUCAAUAUGGAGAGCGGUUCUUUCCAUACUUGGCCUUGUCUAUUUUGUUAUAUCGGGCCCUCAAGAUAUGGUUUAUCACAAUCUUCAGCAAUUAUUGCAAUUCAAACUUUCCUUGCAAAGUAUCGGAUGAUUUUUAUUUAAGGAGAUAUUUAUAGAAAAUACAAAUAUCCGUAUUUUUUUAAAUUCAAUGUAUGGCGAUGGAUAAUUCAAAUUUGAAAGAUAAGUAUAUAUAAGAUAAGAAAUGAUUCAGAGAUUUGAAAAUACAUUUUAGUAUUUGUUAUAAUUCCUAAAAUAAUAAAUGCUUGAAUUGCAAACUUAUUAUUAGGUUUAAUGUUAUUAAAUUAUUUUAGUUUAGCUGAGUUUAUAGAGUGAGUUUGCGAUAUUAAAAAAAAAAACAAAUAAAAUAACAUGUUGGUGCUAAUUCAGAUGAAUUAGAAUGUUUUAAUUUUUAAUCAAGUAUUGUGGCAGAGAAUGUCUGUGGGCCAUUUUAUAUUUAGUUGUGUGUAUCUCUUAAAUAGCACCUACAUUUAUUAAUAUUUAUUAUAUACGUCCAAAUUGCAAUAAUGCUUGUAUAUUAAAAUCAUCUCUCAUACCAAAGAUACCAAAAUAUUAUUUUCAUAAUUAGUUAUAUAAGGCUUGCUAAAAUAAUAUGCAAUAUUAAUAAAGAAAUAUUGAUUUAAUUUUAAAAUUUAUUACAAUCACAAAAAUGGUUCUAGUCAUACCAGCUCAUACCAGUAAUAUAUAGUAUUAACAUGAAAUUGCUAUCAAAUAUUUCGUCCUUGUUCUUCUGUCACUUAUAAAUAAACAAGACAAAAUAUUAACAAUUUGAUGUUUAUAGUACAAGGACGCGAAGUCAAAAGUUAUAUUCUCCAAAUAUAAUUGCGUCCUAUAAUAGGUUUGGAUUUAAUAGGCAGUGAGAUUAGAUAUAGAAUUAAUUAAAUUAUUUUUCGAAUUCCGUUAAUAUUUAGGUCCAAAUCUAGUCAUUUCCGAUAAAUAUUAUAAAAUGGAGUAAAAUAAAAGUUAUAUACAGGUGGCCAAAAAGUCGUGAAUCAAACGCAAUAAGAAUUAGUAAAAAAAGUUAAUACAUAUUCUUAUUAAAACGCAAAAUAAA